AUGUCAUCUAUGCACGAAGAGAAACCACCCCCACCUCCGCUACGAUACAGUAGCAGCACUUCAAAUGCAUUUCGUGACCAUACGUUUGUGGAAUUAAAGCCUCUUCCGCGUGAACCAAUGUCGAACUUUGAGCAUUAUGGCUCUUUGGCUGUUGUUGGCAAGAAAACAAAAAAAAACAAAACUUUUGGAGGGAAAAAAAGUAAAGAUAAAGAAAGAACGAGUGACAAGCCUGUUAUUUCACUACCAAGUAAUUUCGAGCACACUAUUCAUGUUGGUUAUGAUCCCGAAACCGGCGAAUUCACGGGAAUGCCACCGAUGUGGGCUCAAUUAUUACAAAGUGCUCAAAUUAGCAAGCAGGAGCAGCAGCAGAAUCCUCAAGCCGUGCUUGAUGCCCUGAAAUAUUAUACACAAGCUGAUUCUUCGCAGCAGAAAUGGCUGCAGCCAUCAUCAUUUGAAGGUUCUAUAUCACUUAAUCGUUCGAAUGGGGAGCAACAACGACACAAGCAGCGGGACAUCAGCACAUCAGAAAAUCUCGUUGGCCUUUGUUCUAGUUCGUCAUUACCGCAUAAAGGUUAUUAUCAAAAUGAGAAUGAGACUGGACCUGAGGGACAGACACAUCAUCGAAAUCUCACUAAAUCGCAACAUAAUACAUAUCAUCACAGAGAACCACUAACUUCUGCACAUCAUCAAGGUUUAGGAAUUUCAACAACAUAUACGGGUUUACCAAGAAGUGGACAGCUGGGUGGCUAUUCAGCUUAUGGUACAAGUGUGAAUCUUUCGUCUGAAAGUAACAGUAAUUCAUCACAUUCAUCGUCAACCACUGAUCAGCAUAUAUCACAUCCUCCGGAUUAUGCUGCACCUGUAGUUCCUGAUGAGGAUGAAUCUGAUGACACUCCUGCACCACCUAUACCUGAUCGCCCUGCCCGCACUAUUUCUAUUUACACGAAACCAAAAACUGAUGAAGGAAAAAUAGAAUUGUCUAUGAGCAAUGCUUUAAUAACGGCUGGUCACUUCGGCCUCAGUAAUCGAACAACAGGACGUCGAAAAAAAAUUUCUGAUUCGGAAGUGUUAGCUAAAUUGCGAACAAUUGUUACCAUAGGAAAUCCAGAUCGAAAAUACCAGAAAGUGAAUAAAAUUGGUUCUGGUGCAUCAGGAUCAGUGUUUACAGCAAUCGAAAUCAGUACAGGUGCAGAGGUUGCUAUUAAACAAAUGAAUUUGGCUCAGCAGCCUAAAAAAGAACUCAUAAUCAACGAAAUCUUGGUAAUGCGUGAAAAUAAACAUGCAAAUAUCGUCAAUUAUCUCGACUCUUAUCUCGUUGGAGAUGAUCUUUGGGUAGUGAUGGAAUAUUUGGCUGGGGGUUCAUUGACAGAUGUUGUAACAGAAUGUCAGAUGGAAGAAGGGAUGAUUGCUGCUGUUUGCAGAGAGGUGUUGCAAGCACUGGAAUUUCUUCACAGUCGACAUGUAAUUCAUCGUGAUAUAAAAUCUGACAAUAUCCUUCUUGGGAUGGAUGGCUCUGUGAAAUUAACUGAUUUUGGCUUUUGUGCUCAGAUAAGUCCUGAACAAAGUAAGCGAACAACUAUGGUUGGAACUCCUUACUGGAUGGCACCAGAAGUUGUGACAAGGAAGCAGUAUGGUCCGAAAGUUGAUGUCUGGUCAUUGGGUAUUAUGGCUAUCGAAAUGGUUGAAGGAGAGCCACCGUAUUUAAACGAAAAUCCAUUGAGGGCGAUUUACCUGAUAGCAACGAAUGGGAAGCCGGAUUUUCCGUCUCGUGAAACUCUGUCACCUUCAUUUCGAGAUUUUAUUGAUUGUGCUCUGGAUGUAUCUGUUGAUGACCGAUAUUCUGCGAGCCAACUGCUCACACAUCAUUUUCUGAAAUGUGCUAAACCGCUAGCUACUUUGUACCAUCUAAUUAUUGCAGCAAAGAAAAGCAUUGCAGCAUCGGCGUGA
Molecule: messenger RNA, 1947 nt
Organism: Thelazia callipaeda (thelaziosis nematode)
Lineage: Eukaryota; Metazoa; Nematoda; Chromadorea; Rhabditida; Thelaziidae
Source: the annotation of a GenBank genome assembly